Drepanopeziza brunnea f. sp. 'multigermtubi' MB_m1 is the source of this 2217-nucleotide messenger RNA. NCBI's taxonomy places the organism in Eukaryota, Fungi, Ascomycota, Leotiomycetes, Helotiales, Drepanopezizaceae. The record is from RefSeq and is a predicted model, not a curated record.
AUGGCUCCAGACCCCCACCAGGCGCCUCUACCAGUCCAUGAUGCCGCAGACGCCCCAGCCCCUUCUCUAGCCCAUCGAGGGAGAGGACAAGGACGUACCAAGGCGGAAUUCGACCAGAUCCUCCUCGAGGAUUAUCUGCACAAGCAGCUUCUAGACUCCGAUGCGAUCCUCGACGACCAUGGCCCGACGAGUCGCACCGCCCACAUUACCAAGACCCUGCUGGCCCAGAAGGAGGACUACUACAAUGUUGCCAACACGUACCGGCCGUACUUUCCCCCAAGUCGACUAUACGGCCCGGGCUACGCUGGCUAUGGCAACGGGACAACAGACGGGCCUCCGCGGAUUCUGUACCCCCACAACAAGCCUAGGCUGGGUCACAGGAAGACGCCCAAGAUGCGCCAGAAGCGCAAAGACGUCGCUAUACAGGCAGAGCAGGAGGAAUGCCUGAUGCCUGUGCGGUUAGAAAUCGACUGGGACAAACUCAAGCUACGAGAUACCUUUACUUGGAAUUACCAUGAUCGGAUUACAGACAUUCAGAUCUUUGCGACUGGCCUGGCCGAGGACUUUGGAUUGACGGGUCCGGCCGCUGCUCCAGUUGUUGAACAAAUUACCACCCAGCUGCGCGAACAGCUCAACGAUUUCCACCCGAUCACUGAUCCGCCCCAAGAGCCACUGAUGUCUGACCUUCCAUACUCGGCAUACAAGAACGAGGAAUUGCGGAUUCUCAUCAAGCUUAACAUCACCAUCGGACCGCAUACUUUAGAGGACAAGUUUGAAUGGGACAUCAACAACACCUUGACAUCGCCGGAAGAGUUUGCGCAGUGUAUAGCCCGUGAUUUGGCUCUAUCGGGAGAAUUUACGACCGCCAUUGCACAUUCCAUACGGGAACAGUGUCAAUUGUUUAUACGAAGUCUGUUUAUGGUUGGAUAUCCGUUCGACGGGCGCCCAGUAGAAGACGCUGACUUGAUUGCUGCGUUUCUUCCUUCCCCGUUGACAUCCGUAUUCCGUCCCCAGCAGAUCGCGAAAGACUACCUGCCGUACUUAUACGAGACGACAGAACAGGAGUUAGAACGCGGAGAGAUAAUUUGGUCGAGAGAGCAAAGGAGGCAGAAACGGUCUAUAAACAGAAGAGGAGGCCCCACACUACCAGAUUUAAAGGACAGGCAAAGGACAGUACGGACAAUGGUGGUCUCAUCAGUCAUUCCUGGAUGCGCCGACACAGUCGAGGAAAGCCGGCUGUACAAACAUGUUACUGGGGCUGGGAGAUCCAAGCGUCCGGGCCGAGAGGGCGACCUUUCGGAAUCAUCUGACGAGGAAGAUUCGAAUCCUGACUCCCCAGCUCUGGCAUUGCAACAAGGAACAGCGAGGACGAGGCAUAUGCGAGGAGCUGCUACCGCUGCGCAGCAACGCAUGGCCAACUUAGGAAGGUCCGAAACUCCUGAAGCAGCUGUACACCAUCACGAAACGAGAACCUCUGCUCGAAGAUUGGUUGGCCGUGAUGCUCGUGAUGAAAGCGAGCCACUUACGCUGAUUGUGAAGUUGAAGCUUGGAAAAGAGAGGAUGAAGAAGUUCGAUCGGGCAGUGAAAGCUGGUCGUUCAGCGACCUCGCAACAACCAGAGGCUGUUCAGCGUGCCAUGUCUACUCCUGGCCCAAGUGCAGCUCCACGACCUGGCUCAAUGGGUCCGCCGCCUUCAACUCCAAAUGCCCAGAGCCAACCUAUACCACCGUCAACGACUCCGGGACCAAUGGGGCAAAUAGGUCGAGUCGAUGCACCACCCCCCGUGGGAGGGCAAAAUCCACCCUCACCAAUCGCGUUGGAGCUCGAAAAGUUUCGAGGACACUUGGCUUAUAUUUCCUACACAUUGAUGCCAGCGACGUUUGCUAACAACAACCAGCCUGCUCCGGCAUGGCUUACGGCUGGUCUCAGGGAUCUUCUAAAGGUAUAUCCUAAUGACCGAUUUGAAGGCGUUAUGAAAUACACUGCGGUCAACAAGGUUACUGAGCUACCUACUGCAGCCCCGCAGCCAGGCCAAAGCUCUGACGGGGUAAAGUAUAUGUUUCUACCACGGAUAAGGUGCAACGACUGCCCCGGAAAGCUGUACACACCCGGUCCGGAGAGAACAGUUGGUAACUUCGAGGUUCACUUGAGAAAUCGCCAGCACCGAGACAAGGUAAAUGCGAGGAUAGGUGUAAGCCAAGUGUCUAAUGGAUCCUGA